UGUCCACUCUGGCGCUCGGUUCCUUCGAAUUCAGUCCCAAGUCAAGAAUGGUAGACAUGCUCCCAUUUCUGACAACGUUGACUCUCGGCGGUGACAUGCGGGGCCCUUGCACGAGCCAUCCUCAAUUCCCGUCGCGUCCUGCCGCGUUGACCCACUCAGCCGGAUGCAACCGUCCUGACAGAGAGGCUGGCUUGGUUCUUGAUGAGCAAGUAAUGCGAUGCAUCACAUGACAAGGCUCUGGGACGGCAAUUCGGUUCAUUCACUGACGGCGUUGAAUAUUCAUGGAUAUGCUAUAAGGCGUUAGGUCCACUUCUCAACCGCCUGUCCAUUCUCCUUUCCCUACCUUCCCGAUCCCUUUCCUCGCCAAUACCUCUGUAUCGCAUCAUGGAACCCGCGGCCAUGCAUGGAAGCACAGGCUUCACUGCUCCCAUUGUGCCAGUCGCGCCAAUCGCGCCGGUUGCCCCAGUCAUCGCACCCUCCCUAACCCGCGACAGCUACAAUGCGCAGACUCUGGGUCGGAGUUUGAAUGCGCGUGUCAAGCAGUCGCGCGUGCUAAUGGUCGGCGCUGGCGGCAUUGGAUGCGAACUACUCAAGAACCUCGUCCUUACCGGCUUCGGAGAGGUCCAUGUCGUCGACCUGGAUACGAUUGACCUCAGCAAUCUCAACCGGCAAUUCCUCUUCCGCCAAGAACAUAUCAGGAAGUCCAAGGCAUUGGUCGCCAAGGAAGUUGCCGAGAAGUUCAACCCGGCGGUCAAGAUCGUCGCCUACCAUGCCAACAUCAAGGAUUCCGAGUUCAGUAUCGAGUGGUUUAGCGGGUUUACGAUUGUGUUCAACGCCUUAGACAACUUGGAAGCGCGGCGGCAUGUGAACAAGAUGUGCCUGGCGGCCGAUGUGCCGCUGAUUGAGAGCGGGACCACUGGCUUCAACGGCCAAGUCCAGGUUAUCAAGAAGGGCGUCACGGCAUGCUACGACUGCACGCCAAAGGAGACGCCCAAAACAUUCCCGGUCUGCACGAUCCGCAGCACCCCGAGCCAACCGAUUCACUGCAUCGUCUGGGGCAAGAGUUAUCUGCUGAACGAGAUAUUUGGGACGAGCGAGGACCAGUCCGCGUUUGACCACUCGGCGGAUGCUGAAAAUGCAAAGGAGAUCGAAGAGCUGAAGCGAGAGUCGGAGGCUUUGCGAAAGAUCCGCCAAUCAGUCGGCAGCCCGGACUUCCACCAGAUGCUGUUCGAUAAAGUGUUCAAUACAGAUAUCGUCCGGCUGCGCUCCAUGGAAGACAUGUGGAAGACUAGGAAGCCGCCGGAGCCACUUGAUUACAAGGCAUUGCUAGAGAAGGCGUUGGACGCUAUGGCAGCAAAGGAUGCGGUCCUCAAAAACGACCAGAAGGUUUGGUCCUUGGAGGAGAACCUGGUCGUGCUCAAAGACAGCCUCGACAGGCUGAGCAAGCGCGCCCUCGCAACGAAGAACGCCGCCAACGGCUCAAGCCAAGACGCGAUCAUUACCUUUGAUAAGGAUGACGACGACACGCUCGACUUUGUCGCUGCGAGCGCAAAUAUCAGGUCGACGAUCUUUGGUAUCGACCGGAAAUCCAAGUUUGACAUCAAGCAGAUGGCGGGUAACAUUAUCCCUGCCAUUGCGACCACGAACGCCAUCGUCGCCGGCCUCUGCGUUCUCGAGGCAUUCAAGGUGCUCAGGGGCGAGUAUGACAAGACUAAGGAGGUGUUCCUGACGCCUUUUGCUCCUGCCCGACUCCUCGCGUCGGACAAAUGCCGACAGCCUAACCCUGACUGUCCGGUCUGCGGCGUAUUUCAAGCCCGCGCCUACGUCGACCUCUCAAGGGCGACGUUGAACGAUCUCGUGGAAGACUACUUGAAGCUCCAGCUGGGGUACGGCGAGAAGGAGAUUUCGGUCAGCAAUGAGGUUGGCAUUCUGUACGACCCCGACGAGACGGACAAUCUCGGCAAGAAACUAAGCGAGCUCGGCAUCAAGCCGGACUCUUUUUUGACCAUCACAGACGAGGACGACGAAAAUCCGUACGUCAACGUGGUAGUCGCCAUCCAAGAAGCCAAGGAACCUCUCGAAGACAAGCCCAUCAAGGGCGCUUCGACUGAGGUCAAAAUCCCAACCAAGCCGAAGAAAACACCUGCGCCUGAAGCCAAUGGCGGCCACGGCAGCAGGCAGCAAAGCGAAGCGAUAGCCGAGGUAGUCCCGGCCAAGCGUCCGCAUCCGGAGGGCCCGGAUGAUGUCGCGGCGGCCAAGAAGGCGAAGACAGCGGCAUCAUCUGUGGGUCAAGACGACGACAUUGUCGUCCUCGACGAUAGCGCUGGGGGCGGCGCCAUCAUCAUUGAUGAUGACUGAAUGCUGCAUCGGAUAACCAAGAGUGCCUUGCUACAUAACAGAAAGAGUACGGCGCGAUCCCGCCUGCGCCAGACGACCACGCAUCAGACAGCACUCAGCCCGCCGUCGAGAUGGAGGAUGCAGUUAUUUGCAUAAUUGUUCUUGGCGAGAAAGAGAGCGGCGUGAGCGACCUCCCCCGGCGUCCCGAAGCGCCCGAGGGGUAUCCUUUUGAUGAGUUCUUUCUUAUCGAGAUCUUCGUGUGGGUAAUGGCGAGGACAUGUAAGAUUAGCUUUGGCCACUAUACAUGCGAUGCAAGGUAGCAUUCGCUGCGGUCUGAACUGGCUUGGGAACGGCCACAGGACUGGCAACGCUGUAAUGGGUUUCUACGGCAACCAUGAAUUGAAAUCCUGAACUCACCCUUUGUCAUGGCGGUAUCGAUGUAUCCAGGCACAAUGGCAUUGACACGGAUGCCGUGGCGACCAAACUCUUGGGAGAGGGCGGUGGUGAGACCUA
Messenger RNA from Parathielavia appendiculata, 2850 nucleotides. RefSeq lists its product as uncharacterized. Gene Ontology annotation, biological process: protein sumoylation. Gene Ontology annotation, molecular function: SUMO activating enzyme activity. The record is from RefSeq and is a predicted model, not a curated record. Bases 385 to 2358 code for a protein of 657 amino acids. The transcript has 5 exons. Gene Ontology annotation, cellular component: cytoplasm; SUMO activating enzyme complex. Lineage: Eukaryota; Fungi; Ascomycota; Sordariomycetes; Sordariales; Chaetomiaceae.